Messenger RNA from Serpula lacrymans var. lacrymans S7.9, 852 nucleotides. RefSeq lists its product as uncharacterized. Gene Ontology annotation, biological process: endoplasmic reticulum to Golgi vesicle-mediated transport. Gene Ontology annotation, cellular component: TRAPPI protein complex; TRAPPIII protein complex; TRAPPII protein complex. The record is from RefSeq and is a predicted model, not a curated record. The transcript is spliced from 4 exons. NCBI's taxonomy places the organism in Eukaryota, Fungi, Basidiomycota, Agaricomycetes, Boletales, Serpulaceae. Bases 1 to 726 code for a protein of 241 amino acids.
AUGGCAUACGUCCAACCCCAUCCCCGCUUUUCCGUCUUGUCUGCCUCCUCCCUCUCCUCUGCAGAGCAUCUCUCCCCAACAGCCAGCUCAGCACGCUUUUCGCUGCCCUCAGCACCAUCAAUAAAUACCACUCUCGGAACACCAAAGCCUGGCUCGCGCCCAAAUGUCUACGACAGGAGUCUCAAUAAAACGCGAACUUCAGAGGUUUCUGCAUCUGCUUUUGCGUUCCUCUUCUCAGAGGUCGUACAAUACACCCAGAAACGCGUCAGCGGCAUCAAUGAUCUCGAACGCCGUUUGAAUACCCUUGGUUAUCGCAUUGGCACCCGUGUCUUCGAGCUGAUGGUAUGGAGAGCAGAGUCCGCUUCCAAAGCUCCAAAGCGCGAAAUUCGCUUUCUGCCCGCUUUGAUGUCCGUUCACACGCAAGUGUGGAGAGCCGUGUUUGGCAGACCUGCAGACGCCAUAGAAAAAAGUGUCGAACAUGAAGACGAAUAUAUGAUUAUUGACAAUGAUCCCCCGAUUGAGCGCUAUAUCUCUGUGCCACGAGAUAUGAGUCAGCUAAGCUGCUCAUCGUUCACAGCAGGUAUUGUAGAAGCGGUACUCGAUGGCCUCGGAUUUCCCGCUCGGGUAACUGCACAUUCUACGCCAACGCAACAGUAUCCGUCCCGAACCACGAUUCUGAUUAAACUUGAGAAAUCUGUGCUUGAACGAGAAGAACUUUUGAAGUAGACUGUCCUUCUCAUGAUUUCCCGAUAUACCUGUAAGACCCCCUCUAGUACUUGUAUAAUUUACCGGAAUGUAUCCACAGAUUCAAGUUUUUAUGACUUUGUAGCGCAAUGCGAUGAUGCAUUUGAU